AUGGGUCCAUCUUGGAAACCUUGCCCUGAACUUUCCAUAUUCGAACAAUUAAACAAAGUGAAAAAACACACAGCAAACACACCCAUCGUGCGGGGCUACGAUUGGAAUCAAGGAAUUGAUUACUCAAAAUUAUUUGAGUCGUAUGUUAAUACGGAGUUUCAAGCUACUAAUCUUUGGAUGGCAAUAAGAGAAAUCAAUCGAAUGGUAAUGUAACCAUUUUUUUAUGGAAAGGUUUAUGUAUUUUAAAAUAUUGUUAGCUUGAUCGUAGGCAGCAGCCGUUGAAACCUGAUGAAGCCGAUUUGCAUGAAACGGAUGAAUUCAUUAGACGAAAACAUAGCUGUACAAUAUUCCUUGGAUUCACAUCUAAUCUAGUGUCGUCGGGAUUACGGGAGACAUUACAAUUACUGGUUGAACACCAAAUGGUGGAUUGUGUAGUAAUGACUGCGGGUGGCGUGGAAGAAGACUUUAUAAAACACUUAUACACAAUAUAAACAAUAUAAACUUAUAAAUAACACUAAUAUGUAUUAUUAAAAUCUUCAACAUACAUAUGUUUCUGUUUAAACUCAAUUUCCAAUUGAUGUUUUCCUAUAACGGCUAACGAAUUGUCAAUUUGUACACAUAUGUCAAAGGACAAAUUACCACCCAGGAUUGUAUCCUACUGCAUGCAAAAAUUUAGAAAUACUUGAAGCGUGUUUAAAAAUUGCACAAAAAAAACAACUGAUUUAACAUCAAACAACAAGUAUUAUCCCAAUAAAAUUGAACAGAUAUUCAAAGUAAUUCAAUAUGAUCACUUAAAUAACGUAAACACUUGCAUUAUUUAAUAUAUUUUAAAGUUUAACGCAACACCCUGAUUACCAUGAAAGUAUCAAAAAA
Messenger RNA from Bactrocera dorsalis (oriental fruit fly), 873 nucleotides. RefSeq names its product probable deoxyhypusine synthase. The record is from RefSeq and is a predicted model, not a curated record. Gene Ontology annotation, biological process: peptidyl-hypusine biosynthetic process. Bases 1 to 213 code for a protein of 70 amino acids. NCBI's taxonomy places the organism in Eukaryota, Metazoa, Arthropoda, Insecta, Diptera, Tephritidae. The transcript is spliced from 2 exons.